Annulohypoxylon truncatum is the source of this 1332-nucleotide messenger RNA. RefSeq lists its product as uncharacterized. The transcript has 2 exons. The record is from RefSeq and is a predicted model, not a curated record. NCBI's taxonomy places the organism in Eukaryota, Fungi, Ascomycota, Sordariomycetes, Xylariales, Hypoxylaceae. The coding region runs from base 1 to 1206 and encodes 401 amino acids.
AUGGCGGAUAACCGGGCGAAACUUUUCAAAACACUGGGUGUGAGAUACCUUUCCGACGGGCAGCCAAUCUAUACCACGGAUAAUAAAACAAGAUUACAACUGGAGAGAGAGAGCCAAGAGCUAUGGAAAAGAGUUCGUCAUCUCCAGAACCUGCUUGACCAUCUACCUCCCAAUGAUUCACGUAUCGUCGAGCCAAUCUCAAACGAAGAGUUUAUGAAAAUAGAAGAUUAUAUACAUAGGGCGGCGGUUCGAGUACAUCCCACUGUCGACGGGCCUCAGUUUUCAGAGGCAUAUAAAUUUAUCGAGGAGAAUAUCAUCAAACUGGCCGAUGAUUGGAUAGCCCCCUAUAAGAAUGACCCACAACAUGGAGAAGAUGUUGCGAACGCGGCGCUCAAGGAUGGUACGGCUUCUGGGGUGGUCACAUGGUUGCUCAAGUUCCCGGAUAUCGCCAAACUCACUCGAUACGACACGCAGGGCACCCUGGUGAUUCGAGCAAUAAUAGCGCGAUGGCUAUACCUCGAAAUCUUCUCGAAGGGCCUAUCAGGGACCUUCCCCCACUUUGAGGCGCUGAUCGAUGACGAAUUUCUAAAGAGGACCAGUAACCCAAAGCGAUCCAUCCUCGAGCAGAGACGAUGGUUUCAACUGACGUAUGCUAGUAUGAUAGCCCAUCCAUAUUAUCCGCGAGCGCGCGAGAUUAGAACGGAACAGUUAGCAAAUGAGCUUCAGCAGCUCUUUACCUUCUUGGACCCCCAAGAUUUAAAAUACGAGCACGUGCUCACGAAUAUCAUCACGCCGGCGAUGCGCCUCCAGGAGCAAGCGGCCCUCACGAUACAGCAGCACAGCUUCAACUUCUACCACCUUCCCACCGACCCCGCAGAGGAAUUCCUCCAGCAAUUCGCAGGUUUGGCAAGCAAGGUGCUCGUGUGCGAGGACAUUACCCGCGCUUCCAGGACCAUCGAGUUCGGCGAGGAAAACCAAGAGGAGUUGGCCAAAAACGUCCUGCCGAUUUGCAGUCUGGGCCCUGUUAUCACGUACAAAGACCCGGAAAAGGCGCCUACGCAGACCACCCUGACGCUUCGCGCGUUGACCUUGUGUGUUGAUGAGGCCGACACGAGAAACGCCGAGUUUUUGCAAACAACUAGGCCCGGCAUUUUCUACCACCUGCUCACACCGUUUCCGAGGCAUAAGGCGGCUAGUAACAUCUAGGGAUCGGGAGCGCGAUGGCUAUCUUCAAGUCCAAGCGGGAUAUUCUUGUAUCUGAGUUAAUAGUGUAACAAUAAUGAACUUCAUGUAGCUUGUAUAGGCCAUAUGGCGAAUGCUUGGCGAAACGGA